This is a messenger RNA of Cherax quadricarinatus, 786 nucleotides long. The record is from RefSeq and is a predicted model, not a curated record. NCBI's taxonomy places the organism in Eukaryota, Metazoa, Arthropoda, Malacostraca, Decapoda, Parastacidae.
AUGUGGAACUCCUUGAAACAAGGGAACAUGCACAAAGAGGUUGCAUAUAACAGUCAAUCUGCACCUUCCAUGAAGUUCAAAUCCAUCUCCCGAGCAUACUCCACACGUAGGGGCCCUCUGUAUCAUAACUGCCAACUUCAAGCCCCAGAUGAUCAACCCCUAUGCGCUUGUGACCCCAUAAAAACACAGUGGUACAUAGAAAGGGGUCUUGGGGUCAAGAUCAGUGAGAACCCACUUGUUGUGCGUCUAAAUUUUGAGCCUGCAGGCCGUCCACAAGUUGAGAAAGAUGACGGGAAAUUUUAUCUCCUGGAGCGGCACAAUAUCUGCGUAGUGUGUGGCAAGGGCGAGUCUUUCAUUAGGAAAAAUGUUGUGCCUCAUGAAUAUCGUAAACAUUUCCCGGACAUACUUAAAGAUCAUCAAAGCCACGAUGUAGUUCUACUUUGUUUAGAAUGCCACAGACUAAGCAAUUUGCAUGACAAUGCCUUGAGACACGUACUAGCAAAAGAAUUUAAUGCUCCUAUAGGUACUGAACGAGAUGUGAAAGUUGUUAUCGACAGUGCUCACAAGAUUGUUAGGAAUGCCGCUGGAGCUUUACUGAGAAGUUAUGAUGGCAUCCCAAAAAAGAGAAUUGAAGAACUUGAGAGUAUUGUUAAAAAUUACUUUAAUAUUGAUACAAUGACUACAAAGUAUCUAGAAGAUGCAGCUAACAUGGAUGUGAAGAUCUGGAAUAAAAAUUACCAAGCUCAUGGAUUAACCCUUUCAGGAUUCUUUUCAAGCAGUGAAUGA